AGUCCAGAUACCUGAAAAAUCCACUUUAGUCCUCCCACAAGAAAGUGGACUUCAUUUCAUUUUCAAAACCUACGUAUAAUGACAUGAAUUGAACACGCAAUGAUUUGUGUUGUUUUGUUUUCCCGCCUCCAUCCUUUGUGAGCUGCCGGGGGGGCCAACUGAGGCCCUCUUGUUUUACAUCCUUGUUUUACAUAAUGCACUGGGGCACUAUCAGGUUCCAUCAUGGUGCGUUAGGGUCAUCUAUAGAACAGUGACCCCUCGGAGUCCAAGUGAAAGAAAUCAGUUUGACUUUCCCUCUGUAGCACUUAAGUGCAAGCAGAAGCUAAACAUAUCCUGUGUUUGCUUUUAAGAUCUUAAAUCUUGCAUGUAGCUUGUCUUAGGAAAAGUAAAAGAUGGUAUUUCACACAGUGGCAACCCAAAAACCUUUCAUGGCGCACACAAUGAAAACACAUAACCGCUUCAAAGUAAAACAACUAGAAAAAUAAGUAUGCCAAUUAAAGUCUCUGCCUUUUGAUAAAAUAGUAGAAAUAAUGGAUGAAAAAGUGAUGCAGACAAGGUUCUGAUUCUUUAUUUUACCGUUAACGUUUCUGUAAUCCUACAUAAAAGCAAACAGAUCACAUGUUUGUCUAUUUUUCUCCCCAAAUAAUAUACAUUACAUUACAACGAUGGGAUAUCUGCUUUUGAGACUCCCUCUGUAAGUUUCAGUUUCAUUUCAAGACAAAUGUUCUGAGAAACCAUUCACCGUGUUUGAAAGGAAGUUGUUAGGAGUCACAUUUGCUACAGCCUUCCUCAUCGCGAUGGUGUCUCUUUUCCAAAUCCUUUUACUACUUGCAUCUUCAACAGGUAGGGGUGUGGCGGGCCCCCCAAAGGAAAUUUACGUCAAGGCAGGUGAGAUGGUUGUACUGCAGUGCCGACGAGCAUCUCAUCGUUUUGACCACGCUCCAGUAAUAUGGACCAGUGAGAGCAAGCUGCCGAUAGACCUGAGCAACAUGUCACCGGCUGAACAGAGACAGAUGGGUCUCCUUUUUUUUGACACGAGCCUUUUCAUUCUCACUGCUUCAGUAAACCAUCAGGGCAACUACUCGUGUUCACAAAGGAAUGUAAGUGACAAGUUGUGGUUCAGGCUGACCGUGUACACCACACUGACUUCCAGCUCUUUGUACUCGAUGACAUGUUACACACAUGAGUCCUGCACUUUGAGAUGUCCAAAAGUCAACAUCCCACCCUCAAAUAAUCCCUACUUCACCAGUUAUGACAUCAUUUGGCACAAAGAGGGCAAGUCAGCGCAGAAAGUUAAGAGCUACUUCUCAAGUGUGGAAGACACAGAUUCUGGCGUCUACACCUGCACCAGGCCUUACCUCUUUGAUGGACAAAUCUAUAACAUGAGCUUCACGUUGGAGUUGGACGUCCAGCCUAAACAGAGAAACAAACAUGCUGUGAUCUCCUACCCAAGGCCAAAAGAGAUUAUUUAUGUGGAUGUGGGCUCACCGGCUGUGAUUAAAUGUGAAGCUGUAUCAUAUUCAGACCUCGGUUUGUUGUUGUUUUGGUUGAGUGGCACCACAUUUGUGGAAAAGAAUGACUCCUUCCCAGUCUUCUGCAAUCAUUCAAGGGAAGAUUUGACUGAAGGUAUAAAAAACACUGCAAAUUUGGUGUUCAAAGAAGUAACAGAGGAAGAUCUCUCAAAUAAUUACACCUGUAAAUUGCAAUAUUUUUCACUGUCAAUCGCCGUCACCAUUACCUUGGCCAAAAAAGUUCAAGGUUCCCACUUGCCUGUAGCACUCUGCCUUGUGGUGAUCAUGGCAAUAAUGGCCGCAACUGUCAGUGUCUAUGUCAAAUUCAAAAUUGAACUCAUUCUCUUCCUGCGAAACACUCUGGGCUGUCAUAGGAAAACCUCAGAUGGGAAGACCUAUGAUGUAUUUCUCAUGUGUUAUAAGAGCGACAAAGUGACAGGAUUGAAAGCAUGCGAUACAAAGUGGCUAGAGAAUGUUCUAGAAGAACAUUUUGGCUAUAAGCUCUGCCUCUUUGAUCGGGAUGUACAACCAGGAAAAGCUACAUCCGAGGCGCUGCUAGACUGCAUAGAACAAAGUCAAUCGGUGGUCCUGGUACCUUCCCCUCUGGCUGAGAAUCUGGAAACUGGCUUGUUGAGUGCCAUCCACGCAGCCCUAGUGGAACGCAAGACGAGCUUGGUUGUCAUCAAACCUGGGAAUGUGAAAGAAGACAAAUGGGAGCCCGCACCAGAGGCCUUCAAGCUCCUUGAGAAGAUGGGCCACUGCGUCACAUGGGAGAGCUUAAGUUCUCUGCCGCCUUCUUCCACCUUCUGGAAGAAGCUCCGCUAUCGUCUCCCGGCAGCGUGCACUAAAAACAAAGCUUUACCUUUAGAAGUUCUUCCGUAGAAGCUCUCGCAAACCUCCGGUACACCGGCGGAUGAUCUGAUGUGAACUGCCAUGAACGGGCUAAUGGGAAUUAGCAAAGAUGUCACGGGAAGAGGGAAAGGAAUAGGCUUUAUGACCUUGAUUGCUGAGGAGUCGAGCGGGGAAAGGGAAGGAAAUAGAAAGGACACACUGACCUUCUUGCCGAUUCUUUUUUGUCAUAAAGGAAUUUGUUGAUUGAAUGUCUAAAUUAACCAUCUUCUUUGUAGUGUUGGCCCACUGUCUUCAAAUAAAAAGCCGAGUUGACUCGCUGGCACACCAGCAGGAGCAAUCGUCUUGAAAAUGUCACAA
Messenger RNA from Syngnathus typhle (broad-nosed pipefish), 2720 nucleotides. RefSeq names its product interleukin-18 receptor 1-like. Lineage: Eukaryota; Metazoa; Chordata; Actinopteri; Syngnathiformes; Syngnathidae. The record is from RefSeq and is a predicted model, not a curated record. Gene Ontology annotation, biological process: signal transduction. The coding region runs from base 798 to 2393 and encodes 531 amino acids. The transcript has 10 exons.